Messenger RNA from Durusdinium trenchii, 1890 nucleotides. Lineage: Eukaryota; Dinophyceae; Suessiales; Symbiodiniaceae. The record is from the annotation of a GenBank genome assembly.
AUGCGCCGAAGUCGCGCAGCGGCGCUUGCUGAAGGCUCUGGUGAAGCUGUUGUGGAGGACGACGGGAGCUCCCCGGUUGGCCCAGGGAAGACGGUGAGUUUCGCAGGAAGUCAAGCAGAUCAAGAUGAAGCAGAUGAAGAUGACGAGGCCGACGACGAGGUCGACGAGAUCAGAAAGAUGAGCAGUAUGGCGCUUUUGCGAAGGCGAAUGGCGAUGCCCUCUCAAAGUGCAGCACAGCUAGUCCAGGACCUCCAGAAUGCAACAAGCUUUAGCAUCUUGGAGCAUUUGGUGUUGGCUUUCCUUGGCGGGCUGAGUGGAGCCAGACGUUCUUGGCGAGCGGCCCGUGAAUCUGCGCGUGAGGGAUCUUAUUUGAUUUGUUUUCUCUAUGCCCUGCUCUUGACCUUCGGUCGUUUGAUGCUCCUUGUCCUCCCGCUUGCUUUGCUUGGAUUAGGAGUGACUUUCGUGGUGAAGGAAGGCCCAACUCUGGAAGACAUUGACGAAAUCACCCAAGCCCCAGGAAAGUUGACAUACUCCUUGGUCCUGAUCACAAGCAUCAUUGGAGCAGCAUCCAUCAGCUUUAUCCUAGGGCCACCCAGGCUGCGUGAUGAUACCGGUGCUACCAGUCAUACAGGAAAUUGGAGGAAAUGCUUGGCAAAGGCAGGCAGAACAAGUUUUACUCUUUACCUUCUAUUCUCCACCCUUUGGACCUGGGGGCACGAACUGAAGCAACUUCACGAAAUUGCCCAGAAGCAGAAGACGAGCAGCUCUCCGCUGCUGCGCACCCUCAUGCUUACCAUGGUCCAAACUGCCACAAGCUCACAGUGGGGCAGAUAUGUCGACCAAUUCGCCUUGCUCAUGGUCUUCAAUGACUACCUGAACUUCAAAGCUGCCCAUCAGCGCGACUUCCUGGACGAGUGGGAGUGCUACAUGCGAAAAGUGAAGAAUGCCAAAGAGGAGGGGAAACAUCUGAUGAGGCGGGCGAUGGUGACUCGACCUUUCAGUGAUGCGACCAUGGACAAAGCCUUUGCACGUUCAAUGCUGGACACCCCACGCUUAGUGGCUCUGAUUCAGGAAGCAUCAAAAACAAAUGGAUACCUCUGGACCAUCUACAUGGUGGUGCUCCUUGCACGGUGCUGGACAUUUGGAUGGGUGACAGGUCUCGUGUACUUUCCCCUUUUCUUCUGCUGCUAUCCCUGGGUGCUUGUCAUCAUCCUACUCUGCAUGAUCGUGCUACGCUUGAUCCUGGUGGAGCCGCUCAUGAAGAUGCUGAUCUACCGGAAGAAUCAAGGUGAUGCUGCAGAGACAGACGAUGCAGGUUUGAAUGGGCCAGGCGAUGGCCCUGACAAAAAUGAAGCUUUUGAUCAUCCUGAUCCAGAGAUUGGGAACGCAGCUUUGCAUGGAGGUAGUCAGCAACGGACAAGAACAAGGACGUCCAUACUCACGUCUGUACAUCCAGAUGGUACAACUACGACAUACCCUCGUCUGCGAGACGAGAAAGACCUUAAGACCCUCGCCAGCGCAAUGGCUCUGACGGGCUUUGGGCCUGGACAUUGUGAUCGUGCGAUGCCUUACCUGCUGUACACGACCUGGUACUCUGAGCGCCACAACUCAAAACAACUGCGGGAGAGCUAUGAACGUGAAGUACAGACUCUGUGUGCUACUGGAAUCACCCGAGAUGGGUGGUGCUACAUUGUGAUGUACGCGGCGGUUGGCAAGGUCAUGAUGGAUAUGAUUGUUGUGGUCAUGUCGCGCCUACUGGCUGGGGCUGGCUAUUGGGACUCACUUUGGCUCACCUUGGUGAAGGAUCGAACGUGGAGAAAUUUCCUGAAGCAGUUUCUUUCCAUGCCCAUUGUCGACCAGGUGGUCAAGUGGGUUCAGACGAUUUGGUGA